AUGCAGGGUGUUUGUGUUGAUGGUGGUGGAAAGGAUUCCUCCAUUUAUGAGCAAACAAGAGUACAAAAUGCUGGGUUCUCGGCCCCAACUCCAAUUCAGGCACAAUCCUGGCCCAUUGCUCUUCAAAGUAAAGAUAUAGUUGCCAUUGCUAAAACAGGUUCAGGGAAAACCUUGGGGUAUUUACUUCCAGCAUUUAUUCACCUCAAGCGCACUAAUAAUAACUCCAAAAUGUGCCCCACUGUAUUGGUACUUUCACCAACAAGGGAAUUGGCAACUCAGAUUCAAGAUGAAGCUGUGAAGUUUAGUAAAACAUCAAGAAUUUCCUGCACAUCAUCAUUCUUGUUAGGACUUAUGCAUGAUGUGGGACACGGGCCAUUCAGUCACUUGUUUGAACGCGAGUUUCUUCCCCAAGUUAUGAGCGGUUCUGAUUGGUCGCAUGAACAAAUGUCUGUCAAUAUGGUUGAUCAUAUAGUUGAGGAACACCGUAUUGAUAUUGAUCCUCAGAUGUUAAAAAGAGUCAAGGAGAUGAUAUUGGCGAGCUCCGAAUUUGCUCUUCCUAGGAGCUCAAGUGAGAAGAGUUUCCUGUAUGAUAUUGUUGCAAAUGGACGAAAUGGAAUCGAUGUUGACAAAUUUGACUAUAUUGCUCGUGACUGUCGAGCUUGUGGUGUUGGAUGCAACUUUGAAUUUCAGAGGUUAUUGGAGACCAUGCGGGUUUUAGAUGACAAGAUUUGUUAUCGUGCAAAGGAUUAUCUUACCAUCCACAAGUUGUUUGCAACUCGUGCUGAUCUGUAUAGAACAGUUUAUACACAUCCAAAAGUAAAGGCAAUAGAGCUUAUGGUGGUUGAUGCACUUGUGCAAGCAAAUGAUUAUUUGCAGAUUUCAUCUAGCAUUCAAGAUCCUGGUGAAUAUUGGAAGCUGGAUGAUUCUAUAAUUAAAACCAUUGAGAUUUCUCAUGCGUCCGAACUGAAGGAGGCUAGAGAGUUGAUCCUGCGCAUUCGAAGGCGGAACCUGUAUCAGUUCUGUAAUGAGUAUGCUGUUCCAAGGGAUAUAAUGGAUAAUUUUAAGAAAGUCACUCCAAAGGAUAUAGUUUGUUCACAGAAAAAUGGUGGGGUUAUGUUGAAAGAGGAGGAUGUAGCUGUUUGCAACACCAAAAUCGAUUUGACUCGCGGAAAGGAUAAUCCUCUUGAAAGCAGCAUCCACUUUUUCAAGAUUUGACUAUAAUGCUCGUGACUGUCGAGCUAGUGGUGUUGGAUGCAACUUUGAAUUUCAGAGGUUAUUGGAGACCAUGCGCGUUUUGGAUGACGAGAUUUGUUAUUGUGCAAACGACUAUCUUACCAUCCACAAGUUGUUUGCAAUUCAUGCUGUUCUGUAUAGAACAAUUUAUACACAUCCAAAAGUAAAGGCAAUAGAGCUUAUGGUGGUUGAUGCAUUUGUGCAAGCAAAUGAUUAUUUGCAGAUUUCAUCCAGCAUUCAAGAUCUUGGUGAAUAUUGGAAGCUGGACGAAUUGAGGGUUAUGAUUCAUUCUGGAAAGCAAGUAAGCUCUUCGUUAAAACUGAAAUCAAGGGUUUCAAGACUGUGAAGUUUAUGAAUUGAACUUAGUAAAUGUUGAUUGCAUUUUCCUAUUACAUCCAAAUUACAGAGAGAUGGAAAGAAAGGAGGCAAACCUAACAUUAUAGGGCAUUCAUAAAUUUGAAGUGUUGAAAGGCUGAAAGGAGGCAAACCUAACAUUAUAGGGCAUUCAUAAAUUUGAAGUGUUGAAAGGCUGGGAAACAUGUUAUCUCUAUCCUCCUUCGAUAAACUCGUCGGGUUUGACAACCCCUUAGUUUUAAAUUUUCUAGUGUUCUUAAACCUCCUGCAACUCCAUCAUUGGAUGACUCAUCGUAUAAAUAUUUUACAUGAGUCGAGUUAAAUAUUUUAGAGAAGAAUUGGACAUCGUAAACUAUGAUGUCCAGACUUUGAAGUUGUUGUGUUUGAGGUUACGUUUCAAUUGUCUUAUUUCUGCCAAAAGAUAUCCGUUUUUAUUGCCAACUACAUAGGUAGUGUUAAAGUCUUAGGGGAAGCCAACAUCCUUAUAUUUGGAGGCAAGCUUGAUAGAUGUUGCAAACUUUCAAGUGUACCAAAUUAUUAGACAACUUUUGGAGGCUAUGAUGUAACUUUAAAAAUCUGCAAAUUCCACGAUUUACAUU
Messenger RNA from Cicer arietinum (chickpea), 2186 nucleotides. The record is from RefSeq and is a predicted model, not a curated record. NCBI's taxonomy places the organism in Eukaryota, Viridiplantae, Streptophyta, Magnoliopsida, Fabales, Fabaceae.